CGGACUCCACCAGCCAGACACUGUUUCCUGGGGGAUUGGUAUUGGGAGGUACACGGAGCUGAGGGGUUAGCAGAGAGGCUGCCCUUGGCUCGGGGUGAUGAGCCGCCCGCUGCGGCAUGUGGUGUGUGCCCUGUCCGGAGGUGUGGAUAGCGCUGUAGCGGCGCUGCUGCUGAGACGGAAAGGCUACCACGUGACCGGUGUCUUUAUGAAGAACUGGGAUUUGUUCGAUGAACAUGGUGCUUGCGCUGGGAAUCAGGACUGUGAAGAUGCCUUCAGAGUCUGUAAGAUGCUCAACAUCCCUUUUCAUCAGAUUUCUUAUGUGAAAGAGUAUUGGCAUGAGGUCUUUAGCAACUUAGUGAAGGAGUAUGAAAUGGGAAGGACUCCAAACCCUGAUAUCAUGUGCAAUAAAAAUAUUAAAUUUAAGUAUUUAUUGCAGUUUGCUUUGGAAUUCCUGGGGGCAGAUGCAAUGGCAACUGGUCAUUAUGCUAGAACAUCACAGCGUGAUGAAGACGUUUUCCAACAAAAAUAUAUCAGAACUGAAGAUCAUUUUCAUGACCACAAUAAGGAUGCUGUGAAACUCUUACAGGCAGCUGACCCAAAGAAAGACCAAACAUUCUUUCUGAGUCAGAUAUCACAACACGCUUUGCGACAUACCAUCUUUCCCCUUGGUGAGUUGAGAAAAAAUGUUGUAAAGGAAAUGGCAGCUGAGGCAGGAUUUCACCAUAUAUUAAAGAGAAAAGAAAGUAUGGGAAUCUGUUUUAUAGGUGAAAGAAAUUUUGAAAACUUUAUUCUUGAGUAUCUAGAACCUCGCCCUGGAAACUUUGUUUCUAUAGAAGAUGGAAAAAUUAUGGGAACACACAAAGGUUGGUUUCUAUUCACUUUGGGACAACGAGCCAGGAUAGGUGGUCAAAGAGAUGCCUGGUUUGUCGUAGACAAAGAUAUAAAUACAGGGGAUGUAUUUGUGGCACCAGGAACUAAUCACCCAGCUCUGUACAGGAAUUCACUGCAAACUGAUCAAGUCCACUGGAUUGCUCAGGACCCACCAUUAGAAUUGCUCAGGAACACAGUGAUGCAGUGUCACUUUCGCUUCCAGCACCAGAUGCCACUUGUGCAAUGCCAGUUAACUCUAAAUCCAGAUUUAACAGUUUGGGUGACUCUUGCUAAACCAGUCAGAGCACCAACUCCAGGACAAUUUGCUGUGCUGUAUUAUGAUCAAGAAUGCCUCGGCAGUGGUAAGAUUAUGGAGCUUGGCCCAUCCAUGUACACACUUCAAGAAAGAAGAGGGGACAGAAUUGGUGAAACCCAGAAGACUGAUAGAACUGGUUAAAGACCUCGCCACACAACCUUCAAUUUAACAUGAAAAGGUGCUAUGAGUACAACCAGAACUGAUUGCAUUUAUGAACAUGCUAGAAUUCAAAUGCACUACAAUUCACCAUAAUAAAGUUACAUGGCUAAGGCCUGUAACCAUCAAUGUGCUGCAAGGAUUGGUGCUGGGUCCACUACUUUGUCAUUUUAUAGAAACGAAUUGGAUGUGAAUAUAGGAGAAAUGGUUAGGAAGUUUUUGGGUAACACCAAAAUUGGAGGCGUAGCAUACAGUGAAGAAGGUUAUCUCCAGUAUACAACAGGACCUUGAUUUGAUGG
Molecule: messenger RNA, 1641 nt
Organism: Chiloscyllium plagiosum (whitespotted bambooshark)
Lineage: Eukaryota; Metazoa; Chordata; Chondrichthyes; Orectolobiformes; Hemiscylliidae
Gene: trmu
Product: tRNA 5-methylaminomethyl-2-thiouridylate methyltransferase
Biological process (GO): tRNA wobble position uridine thiolation
Cellular component (GO): mitochondrion
Molecular function (GO): sulfurtransferase activity
Source: RefSeq, a predicted model, not a curated record